AAUCUUUAAUUUUUAAGUUUUUUUGUUUUAAGAUGUUUUGAUCCCUAUUCCUAUCUGAUUAAUGAGCACCACGUGUUGAUUUAAAUAUACUACUUUUAAAUCUAUUUCUGAGCCGUAUUAAUAAUUUUCCAAUUCAAUUGUAAUUCGGGACAAGGGAGCCAAUUCUAAACAGUUGUGAAAAAUAAAAAAAUUGCAUUAUUUUUUUAAAUUUUGAAUUUUUUAAAUUCUUUUAUUUCUUUUUCAUACUUUUUGACGCAAUGAUUUCCCUGUUUUCUGUACAAUAGAAAUUGUUCUACAUAUAUUUAGAACUACUUGAAGACAGGUAUGUGGAAAUGCAGCAUAAAUUUAUAGGAUAUUUAAAAUAAAUUUGAAGGUAGAGUUUUUUUAACCAUACAUUUUUCCACAAAAAAGAGAAAAUAUCGUUUAAUGCAAGUAAUUUGUCCCUCUUAUUUUUGUCAAAAAAUAUUUAUUAAAACUUUAAUAAACACUAUUAAUUUCCAGUGCAACACCAUAACAGUGAUUUUACUUUUUAUAAAGAAGGGCGUGGCAUUGCGCGUGAGUAGGGGCGGUCUGGGGGCGUUGGUCCUUAUGCCGCGCUGGUCCUUAUGCCGCGCCGCGAGCGCGUCACAUGAUCGCCUGGCACACGUGAUUAUGGACGAAACAAAACAGGAACAAAAUGGCUGCAACUGGAGAUGAAGCCGCAGCUAUGGACAGUAUUUCCAGGGAACCAGCAGCCGUUUCAGCGGGGUUAAUUGCAGCUUCUAGCGGCACGGCUGCGGCUGAACGCCCAGACGAUCCACCAGAAGCCCCGUCAAGUGCGCCAAAGAAACCUGGAGCAAACAGCGAUGGAGGUGUGGAGACCGCGGAGGAGGCUGUGGAGCCCGCAGAGCCAGAUAUCAACGAGCUGUGCUCUGACAUGUUUGAGAAGAUGGCCAUUUUCCUGCAAGGGGAGCUAACAGCAACGUGUGAAGAUUACCUGCUGUUGGAGAACAUGAACAAGCUCACAAGCCUGAAAUACAUGGAAAUGAAGGACAUUAGUAUCAAUAUAAGCCGGAAUCUGCAGGACCUCAACAACAAGUAUGCGAGCCUACAGCCUUACCUGGACCAAAUAAAUAAGAUCGAGGAGCAAGUGUCAUCCCUCGAACAGGCUGCGUACAAAUUGGAUGCAUACUCCAAGAAGCUGGAAGCCAGAUUCAAGAAACUGGAAAAGCGAUGAGGGACAGAAGACGAGGCAGACUGAGGGUUUCGGUGCCUUCUCGCCUUCUUCACCCAUCCCUGCCCUCCACUCUACUUACCAGGAGACACAGGGGAGGAUGUGAACUGUGGCUAAAGCAAAAAUAAGAAACACCCCAGCGAAAGCAGGCGUCUUUAUGCACUAAUACCACAGUGUUGGCUGUAGAUUUGACUCCAGUAUCACUGGUUUCUGUUCAUGCAACCAAGAUGUGCCACAUGUUUGUCCAACUGUUAUCAGGAAGAUGUUCUUAUCAAAAAGUGAAGCAAAUGACACGUAUGUGGUUAAUUUGCUUCUUAAAGUGUAUUUAAAGCUUAAUCAUGUCAGAAACUUUUUUUUUUUCCAGGCAUUUUUUUUUUUUGUAAAAUGUUGGGGAAUAAUCUGAGUUUACUCUGCAUUAAUUAUUUUGUCAGGCAGUGUUCAGGAGACGCCAAACUGCUUAAACCUGUGACUUGGUUAUAAUGUUGAGUUUAAAGACAAACUCUACUGUUUGUUUUAAAUUUGUAGCUCGCAUACAAUUCCUUAUAAAGUCAACAUCAUGUCAUGUUCUCCUGAAAACGCACCACUGAAAUAAACCCUGAUCCCACCACUGACAGCAGA
Molecule: messenger RNA, 1831 nt
Organism: Gambusia affinis (western mosquitofish)
Lineage: Eukaryota; Metazoa; Chordata; Actinopteri; Cyprinodontiformes; Poeciliidae
Gene: bloc1s2
Product: biogenesis of lysosomal organelles complex-1, subunit 2
Exons: 5
Coding region: 677-1216 (179 amino acids)
Biological process (GO): endosomal transport; lysosome localization
Cellular component (GO): gamma-tubulin complex; BORC complex; BLOC-1 complex
Molecular function (GO): gamma-tubulin binding
Source: RefSeq, a predicted model, not a curated record